Messenger RNA from Postia placenta MAD-698-R-SB12, 819 nucleotides. RefSeq lists its product as hypothetical. The record is from RefSeq and is a predicted model, not a curated record. The transcript has 5 exons. The coding region runs from base 1 to 819 and encodes 272 amino acids. Lineage: Eukaryota; Fungi; Basidiomycota; Agaricomycetes; Polyporales; Adustoporiaceae.
AUGGACUCGAAAGCCUUCUGCUUAGCUAUCGCUUCACUCCUCAACUAUGCUCAAACUCGUGCGGAUGUACUUCUGUCCAGCACCGCAGCAGACACACACUCGAGCCACAAGAAUAUCGUACUGGACAUCAAAGAGUCGGUAGUGUCUGCAAUUGUCAUGAUCUCCGCGUUACGUGCCGAGUUCUGCGCUGCUGCCAUUGUACACGGAGUCGGUCCCGGUGACCUCUGGGCCAAAGUCAAUGAGACGUUUUCAGACGUACUGGCGGCAUCGCGGACAGAAUUCCUUCAUGCGAGCACCGGCGCCGGGCACGCAGAGAGGGAACUACGAGUCAGAUCGCUCUUGACGCGCUUAUGCAAUGAAACGCAGCGGGUGGGUGUAGGCCUUGGACUUUCUGAGGCAAGAUUAGAGGCGCAGCUGCACGCGCUCUCUGUCUUGCUCCGACGUGUAAUCAUCACGAUAGGCGACCUAGCCUUAGCGGAGCAGCAUUCUGCCAUAAUCGAAAUCGUGCUCGUCGCUAGCAUGCUCAUCUUCGCGUCGGAGCUGAAGUCUCUCAGACUCAUCCUUCGCGUGCUCAAAGUGAUAUACAAGAAAGAGUCUUUGGCUACGUGGGCGCAGCAUGCCUUAUUUGGCAUGAGCGUCAACAACGAGGAUGUCUUAUUGCGCUUGCGCAGGGCGGGAAUUCCUAUCCGAGUCAUCAGAGUCGUCAGGAAGCGCGGCAAAUCUUUGAAUUCAUUUGACCAGUUCAAUAACGUGCACAAACUCAAAUUCCUGGGUCUGGCAAUUGGUAAACGGCCAGCACGUAGUGUGCAAAGCCACUGA